GACAGGGUGUGAGUUUUAGCCGGUCACAGAGUACUGUUUGCGAAUUGUUUGGUGUUCCGAGUCACGAAGCAAAACUCCAACCCAGUGCAGCGUGCAAUUCAGCCCUGCCGAACCCCGCCAUCGUGCUUAAUCGCUGCGAUAAGACGCGAUCUUCGCCGUCCAACGCAACAUUGCUUGCACGCCCUCAUGACCUAAGGACCUGGGAGUGCUGGCUCACACAGUGGCAGAGAAUCUGGUUCUGAAGAGUUUGCCCGUCGCAUGCACCUAUAGCCACCCCUCAGACAUCGCACCUCGUCACGAACGUCCGCCUGUCUUCUCUCUGAGCUGAAUAAAAGCAAGGACGUUGGGUACACGGCUGAUACUGCUGUGGAGUUGGACAACAGUGCUGCAUAUUCAGACAAGCGACCUGUGUUGAAUGGCGGCCCCUACGGCGAGCGGCUCUACGGAGUCGCUCGACGAGGCACACACCCCCAUCGGCUCACCUCGCAGUCUGAACCCAUCUAGCCCGCCAUUUCAGGAAUUUGCAGAACAGCCUCGAAAGCUGCGAGGCCGGCAGAAACUCCUCGCCGGGCUGAACCGCAUUUCCUCUUCACCUUCCAUAGCCAAGCUCAGCACAUCGCGCUCAAGAGGAUACCAUGGCAAUGGCAAAGGCUCAAUCUCAUGCAUUUCGCUCAACUCAGCGACCGCAUAUGGUACUGCACUGGAUCGCGAGCACUCCGCUGGAUAUGCUACAACACCUGCGUCUGCGGCAACCACUCCAGGUGUCCAACCCCCGCCUUUUGAUGAGGCUGCUCGUGUUCGAUACCUGAUGCAGCAUGAAGGCAAAAUGUCUGUGGGACUACCCACAGAUUACCGAUCAACGAUCAAACCUGCUCCCGAGCCGGGCAUCGUCGAGGUCGAUGAGGACUAUUUCUCGCGACCAAUAACGAAGCAGAGACCGGCACGUCGAGAUCUGAACUUUUGGCGUGAUCUACCAUCAGAGCUGAAAAUGGAGAUUCUGACAUAUCUUGAACCAAAAGAGAUCGUACGUUGUUCAAUUGUGUCCAAGUCGUGGCACCAGAUGUGUUUUGACGGACAACUGUGGGCUAUAUUGGACACCGCUGGCUUCUACCAGGACAUACCGGGAGACGCUCUUGUUCGAAUCAUCACCGCUGCAGGACCUUUCGUGAGGGAUCUCAACUUGCGAGGAUGUGUUCAGCUUCGCGAACGAUGGAACUACCGAGGCCUCUCCGACGCAUGCACCAACUUGGAAAACUUCUCACUUGAGGGUUGUCGGAUUGAUCGAGCAUCUAUACACAAUUUUCUGUGGUCAAAUAGCCGGCUGGUUCACAUUAAUCUGUCUGGCUUGGCUGGCGCCACCAAUGCUGGGAUGAAGAUCAUCGCUCAGAAUUGUCCGAAGCUCGAACAAUUGAACAUAUCUUGGUGCAACAAUAUUGAUACACGUGGGCUUCGAAAGGUCGUAGAAAGCUGUCCACUUCUCAAGGACCUGCGUGCCGGCGAAAUCCGAGGCUGGGAUGACUUGAGCUUUAUGCAGCUGCUUUUCGAGCGGAAUACCCUGGAGCGCCUUAUACUCAUGAACUGCGAUAGUCUGUCCGACGAGUCCUUGGCGGUUCUAAUCGAGGGCACCGAUAGUGAGAUCGACUACAUCUCAGGCCGACCCAUGGUGCCUCCUCGGAGAUUCAAGCAUCUCGACCUCACCAGGUGCAGGUCAAUAACGGACAAAGGAGUGCGUACGUUUGUCAACAAUAUCCCUGAAAUCGAAGGUCUGCAGCUAUCCAAAUGCCACGGUAUCCUUGACGCGACGCUGACGGACUUGCUGCCGACUGUGCCUCUGCUGACACAUCUGGAUCUGGAAGAGCUCGAGGACCUGAGUAACAGUACUCUCCAUGCAUUGGCGAAUUCUCCUUGCGCGGCACGACUCAGACAUCUCAGUAUCUCAUACUGUGAGAAUAUGGGUGACGUGGGAAUGAUGCCCGUGAUUAAAGCGUGCACGAGCCUUCGCUCCGUCGAGAUGGACAACACCCGGAUUGGAGACUUGGUGUUGACUGAAGCUGCGAGCAUGGUUCGACAGAGAAGCGGCCGCACGACAAUCCACGGAGUUGCACCGCACUCAUUCAAGCCUACCGUGGGUUUGCGCUUGGUAGCUUAUGACUGUCAGAAUGUGACGUGGACUGGUGUGCGCGAGAUCUUGUCCAGGAACGCGGAUAUCUCCAUCACUUCGCAGCCCAGACAGCUGCCUGGGGACGAUAUGGCAAAACAGCAGAAUGUGCAAGUUGUCAAAAGCUCGACAUUCCCCACAGAGGUGAUUCAGCUAAAGUGCUUCUAUACUUAUCAGCCUACCGUGGAAGAGCACUUCAAACGGGUGAUGCGCGGCGAUUUCAUCGCGGCCCGGCGCCUCGAGAGGAAGUGGGCGGAAUUCAUGAUUGCCCAAGAAGAAGCCAGCACGAAUGGUGGAGGCCGACACCGACGACAGCGUAGAGCACGUCAGGCCCAGUUGUUGCAUGCUGAUGAAGAGGAUGACGCGCACACACCAGGAAUUGGCGUUGGCGGAGGGCGGCGCAGACGCGCAAGAAGCGGCGGGUGUGCUGUGAUGUGAAGACAUUCCUAGCCCAAAUCAUUUGCGAGCAGCUGUGGUGCUUGCAGCCAUGAAGGUGUUAUCUGGAUAUCGCAGAGGCAGACUGCCCAGCUUUGAGUCUUGGAGACAGCGUCAUACGUGGGAUUGGGGACUUUAGUUGCGGAGGGCUUUUGGAAACUGAUAUAUGAUGCUGGCGUCUGGUACAUUUGCAGUUGCAUAGGACGAGAAACGUGAGACAUGUCAACGAACAGCGCUUUUGGGGCCG
Messenger RNA from Cercospora beticola, 2840 nucleotides. RefSeq names its product F-box protein. Gene Ontology annotation, cellular component: SCF ubiquitin ligase complex. Gene Ontology annotation, molecular function: protein binding. NCBI's taxonomy places the organism in Eukaryota, Fungi, Ascomycota, Dothideomycetes, Mycosphaerellales, Mycosphaerellaceae. Gene Ontology annotation, biological process: SCF-dependent proteasomal ubiquitin-dependent protein catabolic process. The record is from RefSeq and is a predicted model, not a curated record.